AUGGCUCAGUUUCUAGCGGUCAUGGCGGUACUCGGCGUUGUUUCCGGGAUGCCUACAAGUCCAAGUCACCUCUCUGCCCGUCAGGAUGACACAUCCUUGUAUAUGUGCAGAGAAAACGGCUGCACCGAUUGUCCAUUAUAUUUCAGUGCUGGAGCCGGUUGGCCAGAGUGCCCAUACUAUAGUGGUGAACAGCUCACCGACAAUGGCUUCCCGCCCCAGGAAAACGGUCAGGUCCGAAUUUACAUCGAUGUGCCUCCCCAGGAAGACAACUGCAGGACACUUAUUCGCACUCCGGUCAGGCCAAACGAUAUCAACUGUGGCGGAAAUAUCAUCAUCGCAGAAGGUGCAACAUGCGCUGCCAUCAACAUCGACAACACGUUCAUAGCGUCUCGAUGCUGUGGCCUCGAAGAGUGCACUGAUGCCGGAGCACCAGGCAAGCGCGAUAUGAGCAGCCGCAAUGCUGGUCCUUCUGGCAUCCUCAUGCUCCAUGAUGUUGACGGUAACGUCAUCGAGCCAAAGACUGCUGCCCUUUUGCAGCACAUGGAUGAAGAACCACCUGCGAAUGUCCAAGUCCGCAACGCUGAAGCCGGUAAGCUGCUCACGAAACGCGAUUGUGAUGGCUUCCAAGCUACGAGAGGGCCAUUCCAGAGCGGCGGUACAAACUACGUGAUCUCCGACGUAGUCACUUGCACCCCGACCGAAUCAUGCCAGGCUACUCUCGGGGAGGAGGUCACGGAGGAGACGACCUUCAGCACGGAGGUCUCCGUCAGCGACCCAUUGGGUAUUGUUUCCGCCAGUGUUGGCUUCGAGUUUUCCCAAUCCGUAACCCAGAGCUUCUCGGGCACGUUCACAUUCGGGCCGGGCGAGAGAGGCUACGUCGUCUUCAUCCCAUGGAUUACAUGUGUCGAGGGCUACUUUACUGGUGACUGCGGUGAUGAGGGUGUACAAACCACCAUCUGUGGUGGUGAGAGCUCUGGUGGCGCCAUUAAGGGAGAACGGCGUCCUGUCAUCAUCCGUGGUUGA
This is a messenger RNA of Alternaria rosae, 1023 nucleotides long. RefSeq lists its product as uncharacterized. The transcript is spliced from 3 exons. Bases 1 to 1023 code for a protein of 340 amino acids. The record is from RefSeq and is a predicted model, not a curated record. NCBI's taxonomy places the organism in Eukaryota, Fungi, Ascomycota, Dothideomycetes, Pleosporales, Pleosporaceae.